Chiloscyllium plagiosum (whitespotted bambooshark) is the source of this 3732-nucleotide messenger RNA. RefSeq names its product ring finger protein 152 (gene rnf152). The record is from RefSeq and is a predicted model, not a curated record. Gene Ontology annotation, molecular function: metal ion binding; ubiquitin protein ligase activity. Lineage: Eukaryota; Metazoa; Chordata; Chondrichthyes; Orectolobiformes; Hemiscylliidae.
GCGGUUUGGGUGGUGGGGUAAGGGGGAAAGCACGCGUAUAAUGGGCCGAGUGCUCGUCAGCGCUGCAUUGUGGAUUAAUGUAAACAUCACCAAAAAAGAAAACAGCGGGAGAUACACCCAUCUCCCACAAUUGUGAUGAAGCCUUGGACAUAUUGAUUUGAUGCGAUCUAUAAUAGUUUAUUUACUCCACAAAAUAAUACUUCGGACCGUCAAGUGGGUCAGCUUCAGAUGAAUACAGCAGCCUUGGCAUUACCUAAUCUCGCUGCCCUUGUUUUAUUUUCCUCUGCAUAUUUAGCGAAGGCUUUUUUUUUAGAUGUAAUCAGGUGGAGAAGGAACAUCCAACAAAAAAAAAGCAGCCUGCUGAUUUUGGAGCAGAAAUGUCUGCAAUCGUGAAGCUGUUUUGGUUAAAGCAGAGGGUCCAAACGGCUGGAAAAUUCCUAUCGGUAUCAAUUGAAGACUCCCUUUAAUUAGCACAUCGCAAAAAUCCCCGGACCCGUGACUCUGUGUGGAAAAGUGACAAUAUCUGCAUGUUGGAUUGGUGCUUUGCAAAUCCUUUUUAGAUCUGAAAGAAAUUUCAUCCAGCGAGACCCAACAUCUGCCUCCUCGCGGUUAAAAACAAAAAGUGUCGCAUUUAUAUUGGUCCAGAUAUUUUCGUGGGAUUUAAAGGAGUGAAAGAAAUCAGCUGGGUGUUUGCUGAAAGUGACAGUGCAUGUACAACUGGUUCCCUCCUGAAGAACCACAUAAAGAUUCGAAAAACCUUUUAAAACCCGAAAGCCAGGGCUCCUCAAGGGAGGGGAAAAAAACACGGCAAGAGCUGAACUGUUCUUGGAAGCCUUGAAUUCUCUUUGAAAGGGGCAGAGAUUGUGGCCAGCGUGACAAUGGAGACAGUUUCCCAAGAUUCACAAAUGGAAUGUCAGAUUUGUUUUAAUUACUACAGUCCACAUCGCCGCCCGAAGCAGUUGGACUGCAAGCACACUUGCUGCUCUGUCUGCCUUCAGCAGAUGAGGAGCAGUCAGAAGGAGCUGAUGUGUCCCUGGUGUCGAAGUGUCACCAAACUCUCUCCCAGUUUGUCUGUGUCUCAGCUGCCUGACGACCCAGAAAUCAUCACUGUGAUCAGCAUCCCUCACACAUCAGAGCGCACCCCGGUCUUUAUUAGGCUCCCGACCAGCGGCUGCUACAUGGUCCCGCUGACUGUCACAAAGGAGAAUGCCCUGUUGCCAGGGGAAAGCAGUUGCCGACUGUUGCCGGGGAAUCAGCGGAAGGCUGUAACCGCCGUGCUCAUCCCCGGGGAUCAGCAGCAGCAGGUGCCCCGACAGCACCAGGUGCCACAUGGAUCCAGGGAGGACCAGGAAGAGGAGGAGGGCCAGGAUGGUGUGAAAACAUCCACUUGCUCAGGCGUUUGCACUGUUCUCCUCGUGGCGUGUGUCCUCCUUUUCCUACUUGGCAUCGUCCUCCACAACAUGUCGUGCAUAUCAAAGCGAUUCACCGCCAUCUCCUGCGGCUGAAACCUCCUAUCGAGUUGUGAAAGGUGUUCAGAAUUUACCCACUUGCAGGACACCAACCAGUGGCUGGACUGAAGAACGCACAGCAUUUAGUCUCUUAAAAAGCAAGGACUACAGACCGAUUCCUGAAGAAGUUGAAUAAAAGCAUAAAGCUACAAGAAUGAUUCAUUUGGGAAGUGCUUUGCAGUUAAGGUGUAAUCUGACCGUUCAGCCGCCAAAUAUACUUUUUGGUGGAUUUUUGUAGGGUUUUGCCUCUGGAGUUAGAAAAUAUGCACAAUUAGAAAGCAAUUUCUUUUUACAAGAUGAUGUACUUCUAAAUCACUAUUAACUGUAGCCUUCCUUUUAAUGGGAAAUGCAAUAAGAGUACUCACAGUGUAACUUGAAUCCAUUUGUUGAUGUUAGCAUAGACAUCAGUUUAUGCAGCAAAUUCUGGACAAUCCUGUCAAAACCUGGACUUUAAUUCAUUGUUAUUCAUUUGAGUUGUAGCAAUCUCCUGCAGAGGUAAAGCUCACAUUUUGUCACCAGCAUCUGGGAUUGGAUUGAAUAGAAAUGUAGUCAACUGAAAACACAAUCAUUUUAUUUAAAUAAAUUGGUCAGUACUUUUCAGUUUCAAAUUUAUAAAUUGAUUGUUGGAAUUGUGCUUAAUCUAGUUUUUAAUUUUUUUUCAGAUUUGUAUAUACAAGUGUAGCAUUUUUAAAGUCUUGUACUAAUCACAGUGAUAUAUACUCAUAAAGAAUUACACAAAUUUAGACACUUUUGGUCAGUUGUUAACUAGAGAGUUUGCGAUAUUUUAGAUGUCUGCAACUGUUAACAUAAAUGGUAGAUUGGGUUGUGGUUAUUCUUUUUUAGCUCGUACUAAACAGAACCCUAAUGAUGCAUUCUUUCAGUUCAUAAUUGAGUACAUGAUAGUUCAUCUACUUAGAAAACAUAUUUGUUAUGUCCAAUUGGACAUCAUUUUAGCUAGAAAUGAAUUUCAAAUUGUGAAUUACAUAGCAAAGUGAAUAUUUUAAUCUAUUAAACAUACUAUGUGUCAAAAGCUGAUUUUGGUUUUAUAUAUUUAGGAUUUUCAGGCUGUUUAGGGUUUUGUAUGAAUCAUCCAGGCUUAUUAAAAUUACUUGUCUCUGAAUGCAUUACAUUCUAACUUGAGGAACAAACAAGUGUUAAUUCAUUCGUCUUUAAGGAUGUCAUUUGGUGCCCUGUGGUUUGGUGCUAACUGUUGAAAAGGGCUGAAUAGCCUUGUUGAAAGUGACAAGGAAUAUCACAAAAACAAACGUUUGGUGAUGCAGUUAAUGUAGAGAGAGAAGAAUGAUCCCCCUUGUGACUUGAGAUGACAUGACAGGAAAAUGAAAUGAGGUAUCAUGGAUGGAGCUGGGUUGCAAUAUUAGGGAUGUCUUGUCAAGCUGUAUUCAGAUUUGUGGUUACAGUAUGUUUGUGCACUCUGUUCUAAUUUAGAUUUUUCCAUAUUUCUUAAUGAGAAGUUAACAUUCUUAUUAAUUCAAAAUGUUACACAGUUUCACCCUGUGGUUUUGUAAAUAGUAAUUUGGGACAGGUUUGUGCAGUAAAGUGCAGAAGUUCCUCUUGAAAUUAUUUUACCAAUUGGGUAUAUGGAGAUAUUGUUUAUUUCAUUUUUUUUCUUGUUACUUCAGUGCACUGUCUUAAUACCCUAUUUGGUAACUAUAUAUCCGGAUUUAAAUAGGUCUGUGCUAGCUCAGUGGAUGCAAGUGGUAGCAAAUCUGCUUUCUUACAAACUAAACAAAAGUGGUUGAUAGACCGGCAAUAUGCCACAGCUAAUACCCCACAAUCACUGCUGUCUGCACAUGUUAUGAAAUGGUUUUAACCUUUCUCACAGGGUUAUUUGUUCUGAAAUGAUGUCAUUGUGACUAAGCAAACUGAGGUGAAUGAACUGCCAAUGCGUACACAUGCCUAUGGUAAUUUGCCAAAAGUUGAGUUUUUCCAGUAAGAGGUGAAGCUUUUUGCCGACUGCCGUAUUGUCUUUGUGCUCUUGUAGAAGAACAAAAAUGCAUGGAGUUGCAAUAGGGCAUUUAUUUUCUCCUUUUGGACCCAUUAUUUUAUGAAGCGGUGUUCGAAAUCUGCCUCUUAUUUGUAAAAUGUUCAUUUUUGUUUAAUAACGAUUGUAAGGAGUGCAUUGAUCAUAACUAGACCACUGUACUGUGACUCUGCUGUCUUAACAACAUUACGCGAGAGUUUAUAAUAAACUUCAAUCAACGUC